Messenger RNA from Pyrus x bretschneideri (Chinese white pear), 998 nucleotides. Its product is annotated as endochitinase A1-like. The record is from RefSeq and is a predicted model, not a curated record. NCBI's taxonomy places the organism in Eukaryota, Viridiplantae, Streptophyta, Magnoliopsida, Rosales, Rosaceae. Bases 46 to 975 code for a protein of 309 amino acids. The transcript has a single exon.
AGAGUAUAGAGAGAGAAAGAGAGAGAGAGAGAGAGAGAGAGAGAGAUGAAGGGCACAUCGAAGGUGAUAAUGGGGGCCACACUGGUGAUGGUGGUGAGCCUCGCCAUAGUCUUAGGCUUAAUCCUGGUGCUGCUGGCGGAGCUCUACUGCUCACUCUUCCUCCGCCGCCGCCAGCACAAAACCAACAGCUCCUCCAACACCGCGGCCUCCGCCGCUGACUCUGCAGCCGCCGCCACAGCUGCUUCUGAUCAGCCCUCAACACAGCAGCAUCAAGAGAGUCAAGACCACCCAACUGGUCCUCCUCUCGGCAGCUUCUUGGGCAUUCUUCGCGCUCCGAGAAGCUUCCUUUUCCCACCGGUUACUUCCAAAGAAGAAGACAAUGCAGAUAUAAAGAAGCAGCAUUCUCAGCUCCUCCACCAGGUUUUCGACAUCCCGGUCCGAAACCAAGAUAUAUUACCAAACGCAUCUCCCCGCCAUAUAGGGGUAAUUAUGUCAAGCCCCUCCCCGUCAAUUUCUUUUGUAACUUCCCCACAGCCAACCCCAGAACACAAAAUCACCGCCAGUCCCGGUGCUAAUUGUAACGAAAAAGCUGGCGCUGACGCUGGUUGUGGUGGCGGAGCUGCAGAACAUUUUGUGUACAUUUCCAACCCCAUUUACGACAACGAAGCGAUGAAAAGGGCGAGCGGAGCAAACACUCCAUUCGAAACGCCGGACACGUCGCCGUCGAGGUUGGAAAUGGGGGGUUCUUCUUCUUCAAGCUCCGGGGAGGAGGAGGUUGCGCAGCCGACCCCGUCUGGUCCGUCAAGCCCAAUUACCACGCCUCCUUUGACUCCGAUGAAGAAGCUCCCUGCGGAGGCUUGCUCUGUUUCUCUCAGAGAUGCCAGAUCUCUAGGCACUUCGGGUAGUGAUUCCAAUAGCAACAAUGGCCUCUCUUCCUCCUCCUCUGGUUCUCCUUGUACUUCUCCUUCAUGGUGAUUAAUUAGAGUUUUUUUGUUUUU